Messenger RNA from Hippocampus comes (tiger tail seahorse), 4215 nucleotides. It is a transcript of the gene klf8, whose product is annotated as Kruppel like factor 8. The annotation marks the transcript as partial. The transcript is spliced from 4 exons. Gene Ontology annotation, biological process: regulation of transcription by RNA polymerase II. The record is from RefSeq and is a predicted model, not a curated record. Lineage: Eukaryota; Metazoa; Chordata; Actinopteri; Syngnathiformes; Syngnathidae. Gene Ontology annotation, molecular function: DNA-binding transcription factor activity, RNA polymerase II-specific; RNA polymerase II cis-regulatory region sequence-specific DNA binding.
UACACCGCCGUGCCCGCGGACGGCGUCGCCGCCGCCACCGCAGCCAUCACCGUGCCGCUCAUUGGCAGCGACGGACGGUCGGAAGGCUCCGUGCGCAUUAAGCCCGGUUCAACCUCUCCGGUGGAAUAUCACAGCGACAGCGACGCCGAGAGCGGGACCGAAUCUGGAUCGGCGUCACUCAGCGCCCAGAGCCUCGACGCAGGGUCGGUGUUGGACUUGGAGCCUGCGGACCCCGACUCCCCGGACGUCAAGAGGCGGCGGAUCCAUAUGUGCGACUACGAAGGCUGCAAAAAAGUCUACACCAAGAGCUCGCACCUCAAAGCUCACCGACGGAUACACACAGGCGAGAAGCCGUACCAUUGCACCUGGGAGGGCUGCACCUGGCGUUUCGCCCGCUCCGACGAGCUGACUCGGCACUUCCGCAAGCACACGGGCAUCAAGCCCUUCCGCUGCACCGAGUGCGACCGCUCCUUCUCGCGCUCCGACCACCUGUCCCUGCACCGCCGCCGCCACGUCAUGAUGUGAACUCUUUUUGGCUAUUUGGGCGUCAUUUCUUUUGGGGGCGGGGGAGGAGGUUCCCUCCCGCCGGCAAAACAAACUCUGCUACUACAGUUCAACGGCUCAUCUUCUGCAGGUAUACCAAGCAUUCAUGGAGGUUGGCGAUUUUUCUCCCCACUCAUCCGUCCAUCCUUGUAUCCAGACAUUUUUUUUCUUCCCCCCUUCAAGCGUUACAUUGGGAUUUCUCCUCCUCGGCUGCUCCUUGCUCGCUUGGGGUGCGGCGUUUCAUUUGAAAGACUUCCGGACAUUUCUCUUGGAUUUUCUUUUGUGGUAGGAAUGCACAGUCUUUGAAAAUGCAUUUCUCGCCGCAGCACAGGUGAUGAAAGAGGCGUUUCCUUCUUGGGGUGCGGCGUUUAAUUUUUAGGAUCUAAAAGUAGACGCCUGGACGAGCUGACUUGUCUUUCCGCCAUUUUUUUUUUCAGCGUGGGUUGCGGCAUUUCAUUUUUUGGGGUAAAAUUCAACGUCCGGACAACCAGGUGUAUGGUUUUUAAUUGUUGUAGGACUGUCUGACCCUCCGAAUGCAUUUGUGAAGCUGUUUCGAUGCAGCACAAGAGAGACAAUUAUUUCAUCCUCGAGAUGUGGUGUUGAAUUUUUCGAUCUUAAAAGUUGACAAGCACAGACGAGCACAUUUUAUCGGUUUUCCUGAAACUGAUCCGGUGGGACUUCCCGGUCCUGUUUGCAAAUUUGCUGUCAGGCUGUUUCACUGCACUCCAUCUGGAAGACAUUCGUGACAUUCUCAUGGCGCGGCAUUUACUUUUAGAUGGUCAAAUUAGAUGUCCGGAGAAUUACAUUUCUGAAUUUUCUAGCAGCUUUUGCAAUCCGACUUCCUAACCGUGUUCAUGUGUUUGUCAAGCUGUUUCACUGCAGCACAAGCGACGUGACGCGUUUUUCAUCCAUGGGGCGUGGCGUUGAAUUUUUACGAUCAAAAAUAGACUUCCAGACAACUGCAUUUCUCAUGGAUGUCAUUCCAUUUUCCAUUACAAUCACAACUCUCAACCCUGUGAGUUUAUUUCCCGCAUUUGAGUCUGCCAAGCUUUUUUUUUUUUCCUCUCCGGUGCGGCGUUUAAUUAUGCCAUCUGAAAGCAGACGUCAGGACCCCCCCACCCACCCCCUUUAUCUAUUCGGCACACGAUGAGAACUGUGAACUUUUCAAACAAUUUUCACAUCGCCUACUUUUUGCAUAUCCUCCCGCGCACACUAAUUAUCAUAAAAAAACAAAAACAGUAUUUGUGCGUUAUUUCUCUCUCCCUUGUGACAGAAUCGUCUUUUUUUUCGUCAUUUUAGACGAUUUCCUGUCUUUGGUCGUCUUUUAAACGCUGUGAAUUAGUGGUCGGCGGAGAAGUGAAAAUUCUCUUGCAGGGAAAUUCGGGAGCUUUUUCCGCGCUUUGCCAAACGGUCAUGCAUGUUUUCCCCCGUGUGUUCCUCCUGCGUGUUUAUGUUUUGCGACAAACACGUUUUCGGAAUUUUGGUUUGUGGGUUUUUUUUCCCUAUUUAACGAGCGUCUUUUUCGGGCAUUUGGACCUCCUGCCCGUUGAACCUUAAGAACCGAAGUAAAAACCGAUUAUCGAAUAAAACAUCGUCAAAGAUUCUUUCUAUUGCGAGAUUUUGAGUAACGUACAAUCAAGUGGGCUGGGAUGUUUCUCAUUCUUCCUUUGAAGAAAUUUUUGCACUUUUCCCUCAUUAAAAAAUAAAUAAAUAAUUCUCCUGUCUGGGUUUUCUCAAACACAGCACAAGCCUUCACUGACCGAAUAAAACAUCCUCCGAGAUGUUCUUGGAGGUGGCGACAUUUUUUCGGAAGGUAAAAACAGCUUGUGCUGCAUUCAUAAAAACUGGGAAAUUUCCAAUAUCCGAUCAAAAAAAUUGUGAAAUUUCCUACUUUUGUUAAACGCAGCUUCAGCAAAAAAACACCUCAGACACUCCAGACUUCUGUUUUAACAUGACAAAAUAUUCCAUUUUUUUCCCCUGAAGGUACUUUGACGUCAGUUCCAAAACACGUGAGCAAAACGUUACAUGCAUUUCUAGUACCGUUCUUAUCGACUUUGACGAAAACAAAACAAAACAAAAACAUCAGAACCAAUUCUCGUUCGGAGGGAUUUUUGUUGGCACAUUUCUCGACUUUUUUUUUUGUUUUUUGUUUUUGCUUGAUCUGACUACCACAGAAACAUUGAAAAAGCACAUCUUUCUAGAAGAGUUUAUGCAUUCUUUUGUAAACAUUACGGAUAAUGACAACAACAAAAAAAUAAGAGUUUAAAAAAAUAGAAAUCCAUGUACAUAAAUGUAUAUAAUCAAAAAGUAAACGUAACGGGUGAAGUUCUAUUUUUAACACUGACUAGAUAAUGUGAACCGCCUCCCUCCCUCUUCUUCUACUUUGUUGGUUUUCUUCUUUUGACACCUUUUUUGCUUGUAGUUUCUUACAAAUGAUAAAAAUAAUAAUAAGAAUACUAUUGGUCCCAUUUGUGUUGUGCAUACUUGCGUUGCAUGGAGAGUCGGCCUCUUGUUUUCCGAUAGUGACCUUGGUGAGCAUGUCACUGUGCGAGCUAGUGUGUAUGUGUGUGUGUGCGUGUGUGUGAAACAUGACUUUUUGUAGGGGGGGAAAAAUGAGUCAAUUACAGAAAUAAGAGUUUGUUAUGAUCCAUUCCGCACAAAACCUUUAAGAAAAAAAAAGUUGCGUGUAGGUACCAAUGUUUGUUAUAGCGACAACAAGCUAGUGGUUAUUACUUUGACAAUUUUGUGUACCAAAUUUGUCUAUUUUUGUUUUGAUUUUCCCAUUUUUCUAAAACAAGAAAAACAAAACAUUUUAACAAUUGACUACAUGGGUGCUACAUGCUAACAUGUUAGCAUCUAGCCAACAUGACUUUGUCAUUUUCGGAGUUACACAAAUUUCCACAAUGCAACAUGCUAAGAUGUUCGCAUUCAUCUGUGAAUUAGCCUGGCUUUAUUAUUUUUUUUGUCAGUUUGUGUUAUAGCGACGUAACGCUAAUAGUCAGCAUUAUGACUAUUUGGGUUAUGCAUGUAAUGGAACAAAAACACUUUUGAACAACUGCCUAACUAGUGGGGGUGUUACAUGCUAACAUGCUAGCAUAAAGCCACAAGGGAUAGUAAUACAAAGAUUUUUUUUUCGCAAAAUGAUUCAUUGUGUUGCGUUCACGUAACGCUACAUGUGUUUCAAUGAAGCAACACUAGCUUUUAGAAUUUUGACAAUUUCAUGGACCAACAUUGCAUCGAUUUUAUGACAUAUUUCACAUUUUGUUUUACAUGAAACAAAAACACAUUACAACUGUUUAGACUCAUGAACAUGGGUGCUAAGCGCUAAAAUGGUAGCAUUCAGCCAUAAGUGACAAAAUGAUUCAUUGUGUUGUGUUCAACCGAUGUGUUAGGCUAACAGCUAACAUGGUACAUCAACAGCGCAACAUAUCACAUUUUUCACAAAACAAAAAUAAACUUUAAGUAUUGGCUACGUGCAUGCUACCCGCUAGCAGCAUAAUUUCUAUUAUUUAGAAUUCUCGCGACAAAACGCUAAUGAUUGGUGUACUGAUUUUACAUCAGAUGUUUGUCAUAUUUCAUGCAUUUUCAUGAUUUUUAAAAUCACAUUGCUCCAAAACAGGAGCUAACCGCCUUUAGCCAUAGAUGCUAACAUAGCUUCGGUGAAACUAUUUU